Rhinichthys klamathensis goyatoka is the source of this 8818-nucleotide messenger RNA. RefSeq names its product tetratricopeptide repeat, ankyrin repeat and coiled-coil containing 2b (gene tanc2b). The transcript is spliced from 27 exons. Gene Ontology annotation, molecular function: protein binding. The coding region runs from base 3 to 6500 and encodes 2165 amino acids. Gene Ontology annotation, biological process: regulation of dendritic spine morphogenesis. Lineage: Eukaryota; Metazoa; Chordata; Actinopteri; Cypriniformes; Leuciscidae. The record is from RefSeq and is a predicted model, not a curated record. Gene Ontology annotation, cellular component: dendritic spine.
CAAUGUUUAAGAACAGCUUGAAAAUGCUUCUGACGGGGGGGAAAUCCAACAGGAAGAGCCGAAACAGCAGCGAUGGCGGGAACGAGGAUACCGUAGACCUGCAGAGCACCAGCUUGGAAACCCUUCACAACUUCACUGGACAAGGUGGCAGUAUAGACAGUGACUGUGCCUUUGAGGGGGACUAUGCUGUGCCUCCGCUUUCCAUGGCUGAGGGGCUGCAGCACAUCCGUAUCAUGGAGGGAUUGUCCCGAUCUCUGCCGUCAUCACCGCUGCUCAUCCACCAGACCUCCAGAGCUCUGCCGUCCGCGAGGAAGGUGUUCGGUGUGGCCACAGGGGGGUUAGGUCCAGAACUCGGCCCCCCUCCCUCAGUGGACGAGGCAGCAGACACGUUGAUGACUCGUCUUGGCUUCCUACUCGGAGAAAAAGUGAGCGAGGGGUCUCAAGGGCCGCAGUACAGCAUGGAGGAGCCCGAUGACGCACAGGGUUUAGGAGCCAGCGGGAGGAUGAGUCCGUGUUCCACCCUGACCAGCAGCACCGCCUCUCCUCCGGCCUGCAGUCCCUGCUCCACUCUCCCUUCAGCUCCGGGACAGCCCGUCACCAGCCCCUCAUCCACCCUGGAGAGCAGAGACAGCGGCAUUAUCGCCACCCUGACCAGUUACUCAGAGCCGGUGGACAGGAGCGGGAAACACGGCGAUGGCUCUCGAGGCAGCAGCCUGAAGCUCUGGCACUCACACAGAUCCACACUGGACUCCAGCCUGUACCGAGUGGACGAGAACAUGGCCGCCUCCACCUACAGCCUCAACAAGAUCCCUGAGCCAGGCUCCGCCCACUAUUCCUCUCACCCCACCCCACUCUACCUCAUGCCCCGCCCUAACUCAGUGGCAGCCACCAGUUCGGCCCACCUGGAGGACUUGGCCUAUUUGGAUGAGCAGAGACACGCGCCCCUGCGCACCUCCCUGCGGAUGCCCCGCCAGAACUCGUCCUCGGGACGCUCCGGGCAGGACCUGCGAGCUUCCGCUAACAGCCAUGCCUGGCAGUCACAGUCACAGUCACAGUCACUGCGAUUCGCUCCGUACAGACUGCAGGACAUCGCUCUGAAGCCGCUGCUCUUCGAGGUGCCCAGCAUCACCAUGGACUCAGUGUUCACUGGCCGUGAUUGGCUCUUCCAGGAGAUCGACGCCUACCUCGGCUCCGCCCACUCCGGCACCAAUCGCGGCGUGGUUCUGGUCGGCAACAUCGGCUACGGCAAGACCGCCAUCAUCUCACGCCUCGUGGCGCUCAGCUGCCAUGGCAACCGCAUGCGACAGAUCGCCUCUGACAGCCCGCAGGCCUCGCCGAAACAUGGAGAAGGCAUCCCUCUCACACAACCGCAGCCUUCCCAUGGUACACUGGGAGGAGGAAGUUGCCCUGGAACUCCAGAAAUGAGGAGGAGACAGGAGGAGGCCAUGAGGAGGCUUGCGUCACAGGUGGUGGCGUAUCACUACUGUCAGGCUGAUAACGCUUACACCUGCCUGGUGCCGGAGUUUGUGCACAACGUGGCGGCACUGCUGUGUCGUUCGCCACAGCUCGCCGCGUACAGAGAGCUGCUGUUGAAAGAGCCACACAUACAGAGCAUGCUCAGUCUGCGCUCCUGCGUCCAGGACCCCCCCACUGCCUUCAGACGAGGGGUGCUCGAACCUCUGGAGGCACUUUAUAAAGGCAUGAAGAUCACUCCAGACGAAGACCUCAUCAUUCUUAUUGAUGGUCUGAAUGAGGCUGAGUUCCACAAACCAGACUAUGGAGACACGAUUGUGUCUUUCCUCUGUAAGACCAUCAACAAGUUUCCAGUCUGGCUCAAACUGGUGGUGACUGUCAGGACCUCGCUGCAGGAAAUCACCAAACCUCUCCCUUUCCACCAAAUCUCUCUGGACGCCCUGGAGGAGAACGACGCCAUCGACCACGAUCUCCAGGGCUACAUCCUCCACCGCAUCCACAGCAGUGCAGAGAUCCAGAACAACAUCUCCCUCAACGGCAAGAUGGACAACACCAGCUUCGGCAAGCUCAGUUCCCACCUCAAGGCCCUCAGCCAGGGCUCUCUUCUCUACCUGAAGCUCACCUUUGACCUGAUCGAACGCGGCUACCUGGUGCUCAAAAGCUCCAACUACAAGGUGGUCCCGGUCAGUCUAGCCGAAGUGUACCUUCUGCAGUGUAACAUGCGCUUCCCAACGCAGUCGUCCUUCGAAAGGGCCCUGCCGUUGCUGAACGUGACCCUGGCUUCCCUGCACCCGCUGACCGAUGAGCAGAUCUACCAGGCCAUCAACGCCAGCUCUGUGAAGGGCACGCUGGACUGGGAAGACUUCCAGCAGAGGCUGGAGAACCUGUCGGUGUUCCUGGUGAAGAGGCGGGAUGGGACGCGCAUGUUCGUACACCCUUCCUUUAGAGAAUGGCUCAUAUGGCGGGAGGAGGGAGAGAAGACCAAGUUCCUCUGCGAUCCCAGGAAUGGCCAUACUCUUCUGGCUUUCUGGUUCUCCAGACAAGAAAACAAACUAAAUAGACAGCAGACAAUUGAACUGGGUCACCAUAUAUUGAAAGCACACAUAUUCAAGGGCCUGAGUAAGAAGGUCGGGGUUUCUUCAUCCAUCUUGCAAGGACUGUGGGUGUCAUACAGUACAGAGAGUUUAUCUACAGCGCUUUCAUCACUCAGAAACCUUUACACACCUAACAUAAAGGUGUCACGGCUGCUGAUGUUGGGCGGCGCUAAUGUGAACUAUCGUACGGAGGUGUUGAACAACGCUCCGGUGCUGUGUGUGCACGCUCACCAGGGUUACGCCGACAUGGUGAACCUGCUGCUGGAAUAUGGUGCCAGUGUGGACUCGGCCUCUGAGAGCGGCCUCACUCCUCUGGGAUACGCGGCCGCCGCUGGACACCUGGGGAUAGUUACCGCCCUCUGCAAGAGGAAAGCAAAGCUCGACCACUCGGACAAGCACGGUCAGUGUGCUCUAGUGCACGCCGCUCUUAGGGGACACCUGGAGGUGGUGAAGUUCCUCAUUCAGAGCGACUGGGGCCAUACACACCUCCAGACCCCGUCCCCUACACAGUCACAGGACACGCCCUCCCCAACACAGGCCACGCCCUCCCCCACACCACCAGAAGCCACGCCCUCUCCUACUCAGGCCACGCCUCUGGAAUCACAGCCGUCCAGCCCUGAGCAACAGGAGGAUUCAGUGCAGACGCCACAGGAGUCCGAGCAGAAGGCAGAGGAGCAGGACCAGACUCCAGAAGAGUCGGGACAAGAGACACAAGCAGACGCUCAGGCUGAGCAACAGACAUCGCCACAGCCUGUGUCCUUCAACAAGAGCCUCGCAGUACAGCAGGCCCUUAUAGCAGCAGCGAGCAUGGGUUACACUGAGAUUGUAUCUUAUCUCUUGGACUUGCCCGAGAGGGAUGAGGAGGACACUCAACGUGCCCAGAUUAACACCUUUGAUACCCUGUGGGGUGAGACAGCACUGUCAGCAGCAGCAGGGCGAGGAAAGCUGGAUGUCUGUCGGCUGCUGUUGGAGCAGGGCUCUGCUGUGGCACAGCCCAAUCGGAGAGGGGUGGUGCCACUCUUCAGCUCUGUGCGUCAAGGGCACUGGCAGAUUGUGGAUCUGUUGGUGUUGCACGGAGCAGACGUAAACCUGGCUGAUAAACAAGGCCGUACUCCGCUCAUGAUGGCCGCCUCAGAAGGGCACCUGGACACAGCGGAGUUCCUAAUGGCUCAGGGUGCGUCUAUGGAUCUUAUGGAUAAGGAGGGUCUCACUGCGCUCAGCUGGGCAUGUUUGAAAGGACACCUGUCUGUGGUUCGUUGCUUGGUGGAAAGGGGUGCCGCGACGGACCAUGCUGAUAAAAACGGACGGACGCCUCUCGAUCUGGCCGCCUUCUAUGGAGACUCAGAUGUGGUGCAGUUCCUGGUGGAUCACGGGGCUUUGAUAGAGCAUGUGGAUUACAGUGGAAUGCGUCCUCUGGACAGGGCAGUCGGCUGCAGAAACACGUCGGUGGUGGUCGCCCUGCUGAAAAAAGGAGCCAAAAUCGGAUGUCAGACACUGCCGAGUCGCCGCAAAGGAGGUCCUGCUACCUGGGCAAUGGCGACGUCUAAACCUGACAUCAUGAUUAUCCUACUGAGUAAACUUUUAGAGGAAGGAGAUGGCUUCUACAAGAAGGGUAAAGUGAAGGAGGCAGCUCAGCGCUACCAGUGUGCUCUGAAGAAAUUUCCCCGUGAAGGAUUAAGUGAGGACCUGAAGACCUUUAAAGAGCUCAAAGUGUCUUUGUUCCUGAACUUGUCUCGCUGUCGGAGGAAAAUGAAUGACUUUGGUAUGGCGGAAGAGUUUGCUACCAAGGCUCUGGAACUGAAACCUAAGUCUUAUGAGGCAUACUAUGCUAGAGCCCGUGCCAAGCGUAGCAGCAGGCAAUUCGCUGAAGCACUAGAAGACCUAAGGGAAGCCAUAAAGUUGUGUCCCAACAAUCGUGAAAUCCAGCGCCUCCUUCAGCGCGUGGACGAAGAGUACAGGCAAGUUACCCAAUCAGAGGAGCCAGAGCUUGAGCCUCCUCCAUCUCCACCACCAUCUCCCUUACCAGUGGAGGAAGAUGAGGAGCCCCCUCAUCACACCCCUCCUCCUGAGCCAAGACUGGAUGACAUGGAACCUGUUCAAGACUUGUUUGAGGAUGACGACUUCUUUGAACAAGAGCUAGAAGCUGUGUCAAUUGGUCUUGCCUCUGAUAUUCACUCGAAUGCUUCAAGCCUUGCCAUUAUACGUAGUCCACCCCUUUCUCCGACCCAUCAUGACACUGGCUACCUAUCUGGAGGGCAGGCCUUUGAGUUUCACCCGAGCUCCUCCUCCAUGUCAUCUCCAACCCAUCAUAGUUACCAGUCCACCUCCCCGUGUAUCUCCCCAACACAUCAGAAUUCUCACUACCGCCAGAGUCCACCCCAUACUUCGCCCGCACAUCAGUCCUCCUACCGGUUCAGCCCUCCACCCAUGGGCGGUGGAGGGAACCAGAGCAUGGAGUACCAGAGUCCUCCACCAUCUCCUCUUCGGCGUGGGGGUCCAUUCAGAGCAAGCCCUCCAGUCGAGAGUGUGUGUCUGUAUCGUUCCCAGUCUGGCUCUCCAGUCCGCUACCAACAGGAGCCUUUACCUAGCCGCCCUAAAUCGCCACUGUUGAAGAUGAGCAGCCAGCGAUCCUUCCAGCUCCAGUCGCAGCCUUCCCAGAGCUCUCAGACCAGCCAGCACCACCAGAUCCAAGGUCUUCGCCUGCAGCCCUCGAUGGCACAGAUCGUCCGCACUAACCAGCCCAGUAACAGUGUGUACAGCCAGUUGGCGCAUCCACUCAGCAGCAGGUAUCAGGGAUGUUCCAUGGAUGUGGACAGGGAGAGAGACCGGGAGCCAAGACUUGUGUACCAGCCCUCGUUGGAUGGUCGGUCAAUGUCUCAAGUGCAAUCCAGCCUUAGUGUGGGAGCUCUCUGUCAGCACGGGAGCCGAGGUGGGCCUGCCGGGGUUCUGGAGUCAAACCUGGGGAAAGAGGAUCUCCCUCAACGUCCUGCUUCAGCCUACCGUUCAACUACAGGAGGACCUGGAGGCAUGCGUUUCAGUCAAACCCCCCAGAUUAGCCGCAGUCAGUCAGCGGCAUACUAUCCUGUCUCCAAGCAUGAACUUGAGAGAGCAGUGGCCGCCUCUGCUCUGUCACCUUGCCAACUGGGCUCUCCGGAGAUCCCCCACCUAGUGCGCAGACCCAUCAGUGCCAAUACAAGUGACCUAAAGCAGCACGUACCGACCCCCAGACCACUGAUCCACUCCCAGAGCGUAAAUCUUCGCUUCUCCCCAUCCAGCAGUAAUAUCUCCUCAGGCUCCAGCUGCAAUCUAGCCCCUGGCUUCAGGCCUUCCUCCUCCAUGGCCCAAAUGGAAAUCCCGUUGCAGACCACAUAUGAGCGAAGCUUCGACGAACCAUCCGCCCUCUCACCCUCUCAGAGCGGACUCUACUCGGGUGAACCCGCCCGAUCCCGGGCCACUCCGUUUAUGGGCGUCAUCGACAAGACUGCAAGGACUCAGCAGCAGUACCUUCUCCAGCCUUCCCGGGCCUGGCCCGUUUCAUCCCUGGAAUCGGUCAUCACUAGCCCCACGUCGCCUGGCAACUUGAUCCACCAAGCCUCCACCGCCUCUUCCUACAGCCCACCUACAUCUCUAGGCAAUAUUGCCUACUACAAUAAGACCAAUAAUGCCCAGAAUGGACACUUGCUAGAGGAGGAGUACUACAUCCAGCCGCAGCCCUCCUCCCUAGGCAAGCUUGCUAAUGGAGGGGCCCGUGAUCGAGACCUCCUAGAGCGGGUGAGCCAGGUGCCAACUUACCAGGAUGUUAAAGUGGCCCGGACAAUGCCUGUGGCACAGGCGUACCAGGAGAACAUGUACCGCCAGCUUUCCCGUGAUGCCAGACAAGGUCCCACCUCGCCCAUCAAACCAAAGAGACCCUAUGUGGAGUCAAACGUUUAAUAGGCACCCAAAAGGGUGGGCACAAAGGUGUGUGUGACAGUGAAUGUUUGUGUCAGGUUGUACGUAUGGGACUGUGUAGGUGCAGGAUAUUAAAACCAGUAUUUCAAUUAAAGGGAAACUGAAUAUUAGACAUACUUUUAAUAAACUAAAAAAAAAACAGUGUUACAAAGGUGUGUACAAAUACCUGUGCCUACUUCUGUUGGGAAAAAAAAACUUUUAGAAUUUAUGUGGUGAACAGGCUCCAAAUAUCCUGACAGCACCCUUUUGGAGUAUUAAAAUACAGUAUGUAAAGGUAAAAAAAUGUUCUAUAAAGCUCUGCACAUUAUAAGAAAGCACAUUUAAUGACGUUCCACAACAGAGGCCUACAUGCAGAGAAAUAGUGUCUUGCCAUCGUUCCUAGCACUAAAGCGGAUAUAAAACUGGGAAUCUGUGUUGAACUCAUUCUCUCUCUCACUUACUCUCUCUCUCUCUCUCUCUCUCUCUUCCCAAUGAAACUAAACAAAUUUGCUAGGCAUUCUGGACAUCAUAUUGUUGGAUUGUUCAAUACUGUAAAAAGGAAAAAAAAUGUUUCAGAAAAACUAAGCUGUAGUUACAGAAGGAAAAGAGGAAUAUUUAUAAUUAAGUUAUAUGAUGUAUAGAAAUAUUAAAGCAGUUUUUGUGUCAAGUUUAUUUUUUCAUUUUUGGUUGGGUUUUAUGUCUUUAAUUUUGUAACUAUUGAUUUGAGCUUUUGGAAAUGGUAUCAGAUAUUUUUAAAAUAAUGAUUCAGAGUUUAUGACUGGAGGUUAUUAUCUUUACAGUUAUUACCUUAAAAUUCUGGUUCCCAAGCAGAAAUAUUGUUUAUCAAAAUUCACAGUUGUACUGUGGCAAUAAUAUUAGUUUAAUCAAUUUCUUGGGAAUAAGCUUAAUAAGAUUUUCAAGUAACCCUCAUAUAGCUUUUGUCUAUUUAAAUUAAAUGAUUUCAGUAAAUUACCAUGUACUGGAGUGGCAAUCCUGCCGUAUUUCAAGUAGAAGAAUGUAUCACACCAUAGACGUCUUAUGAACUCUACUACAGUAUGUAUACUACGCAACACAAAGUUUCAGGGGCGUUUGCAAGGUAGUAAUACAAUUUCUUCUCUUUGUUUUCAAUUUCUUUAUUGUUCUAAGAAAUGAAAUAUUGCAUUGUCACAGAGAAGCAUCAGUAUAUCAAGUGAAGUAUGUUUGUUUUAACUUUUAAACUUUUAUUCGUAACUUUGGUCUGCACUGACUGUCUGGACAUUUUGAAGAAAGAGAGCACUUUAUUCAUUCGUAAGGAUUGUAUGGAAUCAUGUGAAUAUUGGGGGGCUAAAGAUGUUUUUUUUUUUUUGAUCUGGGAUAGGACAUCCUUACUAACGAACGUUCAGUGAACACUGGAAAAUAACCUGUGAUUAGUUGUACUACUAGAAAACAAAUAGAAGUCAUUGUCCUUGGUGCAAUUCUAAUUUUUCAAGCAAAUGAAUGAACAAUAAUAUAAAAGAGCAAAAUUAUGUUUUUAAAAAGAUAUAAAAUGUGUAUAUAACAGCCUUUAUAGAGCGCAGUGUACUUGCUGUAUAUAGUGGCCAAAUGUGUUCAUGCAUACAAAAUCCUGCUCUCCUCCGCCAAAUGCAGCGCGAGAAGGACUUGAUGAGCCUCACGUGUCAAACACAGUUCAGUGGCAUCACACACUACCGAAAUGCAAACCAGCCGUUUUGAAAUAGUGUAUUUGUCGUGUAUAAAAAAAAAUAUUCAGCUAGUUCCUUUUGAAAUUCUCUGCUUCAGAAUGCAAUAUUAUCAACAUGCAGAGCUUAAAUGUGGCUUUGGUCUUCUCAAAAAUACAGUAUAUGAACAGAUAUCUAGACAGCUUGUCUUAAAGGCAACCAUAUUCACCUUUCUAUUGCUGUCAGUGUAAACCUGCUUGAAUCGAGAGAUGCCUCAUGGUCAACUUUGGGAAAAAAAGUGAAAUAAAUACUGCGGGCUCAUCAAGGGCCUCUUUAGAGUGUUGUGGUUUUUCAGUGCAAGUUUUUUUUUUUGCUGUACAUAACCUGACGCAUGAUUUAUCCUCCAUUCCCCUCCGAAAUCGACAUACACAGACAUUCGAGAAUCUGCCGUAUGUCUCCAAUAGUGGAACUAAACAGAAAAAAUGAUCACAACAAAUCUGACAUUUACCUCUAAAGGUUUUGGCCAUUCUUUUGAUUUUUCAGUUGGAUUUGAGUUGAUUUUAAUGUAUUUGCUUGCUAAGCAGAGUUUCUCGUCUGUAAAUGUGAGCUUUCAGAGCGCUGUGACAACGUUUAAUGACUUCAAUAAACCAGAAUGUGUUUUUAUCA